Zerene cesonia (dogface butterfly) is the source of this 2383-nucleotide messenger RNA. It is a transcript of the gene mRNA-cap, whose product is annotated as mRNA-capping enzyme. Gene Ontology annotation, molecular function: ATP binding; mRNA guanylyltransferase activity; mRNA 5'-triphosphate monophosphatase activity. The record is from RefSeq and is a predicted model, not a curated record. NCBI's taxonomy places the organism in Eukaryota, Metazoa, Arthropoda, Insecta, Lepidoptera, Pieridae. Bases 254 to 2023 code for a protein of 589 amino acids. Gene Ontology annotation, biological process: 7-methylguanosine mRNA capping; dephosphorylation. The transcript is spliced from 12 exons.
CCUCUUUCGUUCACGUCAGAGUAACUAGCCGUUUAAUCUGUGGUUUGCGUUAAAGCUGUUCUUUCUUGGUGAAUUAGUUCAUUUUCUUGUAAUUAUUUGCACUGAAAUUUAUUUGAACUAUUUGUGUAUAUAAUGAUAGUGUAUGGUUAAUUACAUAAAAUUGUCAAGUUGUGUUAGUAAUUUUAAUAAUUGCUACAAAUAUCAUAUCAGAAGUGAUUAGUGUUUUUGAUUCUCAAUAAAUUACGAAGUAGAAAUGACAACCCAAGAUCCAGGACCAGUGCCAGAUCGGUGGCUUAAUUGUCCACGGAAAUCGUCAGGGCUAAUAGCAGAAAAAUUCUUAGCAUUUAAGACGCCGUUAGGACCUCAAUUCAAUGAUAAAUUACCUGAAUGUAAUCGGUUUACGCCGUCGAUGCUUUUCAGCUAUGUGAAAGGUUUAAAGUUAAAACUUGGGUUAUGGAUUGAUCUCACAAAUACCAGCCGGUUUUACGAUAAAAGGGAAGUCGAAAAAAUGGAUUGUAAAUAUAUUAAAUUAUCCUGCCGUGGGCAUGGAGAAACACCUUCUGUGGAACAAACUAGGGCUUUUAUAAAGAUUGUUAAAAACUUCAUUGCCCAGAAUCCUUUAUUGAUUAUUGGAGUUCAUUGCACUCAUGGUUUCAACCGAACAGGUUUUCUAUUAGUCUCUUACAUGACAGAAGAAUUGGAUUGCAGUGUUGACGCAGCUCUUGCAGUGUUUGCUCAUGAAAGAAAUCCAGGUAUAUACAAACAGGACUAUAUCCUGGAAUUGUACAGACGUUACGAUGACGAAAGCCAGACUCCAUCAGCUCCGCCAAGACCAGACUGGUGUGAUGAGGAAGAAAUUGACUAUGACGAUGAUGAUGCUCCAAGUUUUUCCAAAGCUCCAACUCAAAAUACAUCAGCACAUAAGAACUCAAAGAACAAGAGGCGGAAAAAGGAGACGAACUACAAGAAGGACUCGUUCAUGCCGGGCGUGCGUGGUGUGGAGCCGUUCGACAGCCAGCCCCGCCUGCUGCAGGUCCAGCAGAAGGUGCAGCAGUUCUGCAAGUGGGAGUCCACUGGCUUCCCCGGCUCUCAGCCCGUGUCUAUGGAUAUGGAUAACAUCAAGGAGCUACACAAUAAACCGUAUAGGGUGUCGUGGAAGGCGGACGGAGUGAGAUACAUGAUGCUAAUAGAGGACAAGGACGAAGUGUACAUGCUGGAUAGAGACAACUGUGCGUUCAAGGUGCACGGCCUGAGCUUCCCGCACAACAAAGAGGAUCGACAUCUCAGGAACACCCUGCUUGACGGUGAAAUGGUAGUGGACCUCGUGGACGGCGAGAGCAAGCCGCGCUACUUGUGCUACGAUAUCGUUCGGUUCGAAGACCAGAACGUUGGCAAGGAGCCCUUCCACCCGGUCAGGAGUAACUGCAUACAGAAUGAGAUUAUUAACCCGAGGGACCGCGCGAUCACGAGCGGCGCGAUCGACAAGACCGCGGAGCCGUUCCGCGUCGCGCUCAAGGCGUUCUGGGACGUCGCCGUCGCGGAGCGGCUGCUCGGCGAGCAGUUCGCGCGCUCGCUGCACCACGAGCCCGACGGCCUCAUCUUCCAGCCGGCGCGGCUGCCCUAUGUACCCGGCCCGUGCCAGUACGUUUUGAAGUGGAAACCGGGUGAUUUGAAUAGCGUGGAUUUUCGAUUGAAAAUCGUUACCAAGGAAUGUGGGAUAAUGAAAGUGUCGGAAGGCCAGCUGUACGUCGGAUCACUAUCGACACCGUUCGGCAGCAUAAAGAAAAUCAAGAACAUAAAACACUUGCACGAUAAAAUCAUCGAGUGCAAGUAUGAGAACAACGAGUGGGUGUUUAUGCGCGAACGGACUGACAAAUCGUUCCCGAACAGCUUCGAUACAGCCGUGUCUGUAUUAAAAAGUAUAAAGAAUCCGGUAACAAAGGAAUAUCUACUGGAAUAUAUAGCGCGCUGGAGAUACCGAGAUGACUCCGACCACAUGCCGCCGCCAAAACGGAGAAGAUAAACUACGUUUAGAAAUAGGAAAAUUAUUAAAUGUCAAACGAAAAACCUGUAUAAAAAUUCUCAAUGUUAUAAUUUAAGUAAUUAUGGUUUGUUUACAUUACGAAGAAAUUAGAUCUUUUUGUAUGUUUCCUAUUCAAUUUAUGUUGCUUGAAACUUAAUGUACCUUUAUGAAAUAUGCUUAAUCAAUUUGUCGGUUCGGAGUUUUUAAUUACCGUUUAUUGAACUGUAUUUUGAGUACUUAUUAUUUAUUAUCUGAGUGACAUUUUUUUUACUGUUUCUCCCUUUUAAGACACUAAGGUCUGUAUGUAAACUUACCUAUAAGUUGUAAUUUUUGCAAUGUGAAAUAAAUGUUCACAAUUUA